UUCAUCAAAUAAUUUUUAUAAACUUCAGUGAUGAGAAAAUAAUAAUAUCUAUUAAACAAAUUCACGAUUGCUUUAAUUAUUAAUAAAAGAAUUAUACUUAUUUACCAGUUUUAACUUUUAAAUAUUUACACUCUUUAAGGCUUAUGAGUAUAGCCUGUAAGUAUAGGGUACUCGGAGUUGUUUUUGUUCGCCCUCACUUUUGAAGCACGAAGGCCGGGAUUCUGAUUUGUUGUUAAGCUUUUACGGGGCACUCGUACUGUUUUUCGUUUCCGUAUCCGCAAAAAUUGAGAUUUGCAUUGAGAAUUACCAGUAAUCCGAGCUCACAUUCCGCGUUCGCAAGAAUAUCUGACAUGGAAGUCAAGGUAAAGGGUGUGAAGCGUAAAAGUUUUGACACCGAAGGCGAAUGGAACUGUCCGCACUGCACAUUCCUCAAUACGGCCAAAGCAUUCCGCUGUGGUGCCUGCGAGAUACAGCGAGGAACAUCCACAAGACGCGCCGGACUGAACCCUCAGAUAAUGCAGCAACAAGAAAUGGAGCAGCUGCUAGCCAAAGACCGUCUGAAGCAGCAACGAGCCAAGGCGCGCACACAACGCAGCAUCUCUCCUUCUCCCUUUCCCUCACCGACGGCGUCCACCUCGCGCGGUCUUUCGGAAACCCCGAGCAAUGCCUCCAGCUACACACCGCCGGAGGGCAUACUCUUCCCCGCCAAGAGCGUCCGACCUGUCACCCUGCGGCCCUCCGGCAGCGGGAAGCGAGCGAAAAAGUCCCUGGGUCUGGGCAGCAGUACGCUCAGUGAUGAUUCACCCGCGGGCGGACGCGGACGGGGCACCAUUUUCCCCAUUGCUCACAACGGGGUGGAGCUGGAGUUUGAGGAAUUUAUUGCGUCGGAUGCUAGUGUCAGUGAGGAAGAGGAUGAUUCCGAUGAUGAUUCCGAUACGUAGCGGACGAAGAGAAAGUGGCAAGCGAUGUUUGUUGAUUCUUGAUUUUUUCUGGAGUUUAUUUAGUGUUGGCGGUCGUAACCGUAAGGCUACGGCUGAUUUUGUACAUUGCAUUGUUAUUGCUGAUCUUGUUGUUUCCUUACUGCCAAAGAAGGUUUUCUGUGUGUCUGGCCUGUACUGCGGUCAAACGUACGUUUUGUCGGAUGAUUCGUCCUGGGCGAAAGUUUUGUAUUUAUUUUUUUUAUUUCGGCGGUUUGGUGUACACAUUAUGAAGGCUCGGGAUUUCUUGCUUUUUGGUAUUGUAGAAUACUUAUUCAGUUAAUUCUUACCGAUAAGUUUACAACUGAUUUUACGUCUGGGUUAGGUUAGCUUACGUUAGACGAAUAUCUGUGAUGGAAAUUAAAGAAUCGUAG
Messenger RNA from Paramacrobiotus metropolitanus, 1351 nucleotides. Its product is annotated as RING1 and YY1-binding protein B-like. Bases 351 to 941 code for a protein of 196 amino acids. Gene Ontology annotation, cellular component: nucleus. The record is from RefSeq and is a predicted model, not a curated record. Gene Ontology annotation, biological process: positive regulation of DNA-templated transcription. Gene Ontology annotation, molecular function: transcription coregulator activity; DNA binding. The transcript is spliced from 3 exons. Lineage: Eukaryota; Metazoa; Tardigrada; Eutardigrada; Parachela; Macrobiotidae.